This is a messenger RNA of Zygosaccharomyces rouxii, 423 nucleotides long. RefSeq names its product mitochondrial 54S ribosomal protein mL54 (gene MRPL37). Lineage: Eukaryota; Fungi; Ascomycota; Saccharomycetes; Saccharomycetales; Saccharomycetaceae. The transcript has a single exon. Gene Ontology annotation, molecular function: structural constituent of ribosome. The coding region runs from base 1 to 423 and encodes 140 amino acids. Gene Ontology annotation, cellular component: mitochondrial large ribosomal subunit. The record is from RefSeq and is a predicted model, not a curated record.
AUGUUACUUUCAACAUCAAAAAGUUUUGGCAUUUUAUACUAUAAUAAAUCAGAGCUCAGAGAAGAGGUAUACUUUAGGGUUUCCUUCCUAUAUUCGGGUCCAUCCUCCAGCAUUACUAGCCUCUCCAUGUUCCAGUUACUUAGGUUAUUCCCUAGACGGUUUGUUUCUACUUCUCCCGUAUUGGGACAAGCAGUGAAAUCAUCAUGUCCUGCCGGUACAAUAAUAAAUGUCAAUACCAAGAAAUCUGGUAAAGAUCCAGUGGCUCUUGAAGAUAAUGAGUACCCAGACUGGCUUUGGGAAGUGUUAGAUCCAGAGGCACAGAUGAAGAAACUACAGGCAGAUCCAAUGAAACUUAGGAAGAAGCAAUUGAGGAAAGACAACAGGGAAAAGAUUAAACAGAACAAUUUCUUGAAACAAAUCUGA